Leptosia nina is the source of this 11940-nucleotide messenger RNA. Lineage: Eukaryota; Metazoa; Arthropoda; Insecta; Lepidoptera; Pieridae. The record is from the annotation of a GenBank genome assembly.
AUGACUAUAAAAAAUAAAAAGACUAAAUCUGGUACGUCCGAGGUGACGUCUAAAAGUGCCUCCACCAGCGUGCAGAAGUCUAGCACGUCCACAUCUGUCCAGAAGAGUAGCAACACCUUACAGAAGGUGACUUCAUCCGGCAAGAAGGUACGCUACAUCGAUGUGAAGGUUGAGGAAGAUGACCCGCUGAUGAUUACAGAUAUCAGCGAUCAUACAUCUGUGAGCGGUUCUACAAUAUCAGAACACUACAAUAGCCACCCCCACUAUAUUAUUACGGAGGCUCCUUCUAUGUCCGAUCUGUCUCAGGCGAGAACAUCACAAGAACAUCAUGUAAGCGACAUGGCUCAGUCCACCUCCGGUGAGUUUGUUUCGAGCUCAGUUUUGCAAUCUUCUUCAACAUCACAACAGCAAACGUCGAAAAGUGAAACUUACCAGUCAUCGUCAACUUCAAUCCAACAUUCAGAUUCUAGCCAUAGCCAGACUUUCGAUAGAACCGUUGAUUCUUCAACCGCGAAUCAGACUUUGAACACUGCGUUUAUUGACAGUUCAGGUCACCAACAUACUGACUCCAGGAACUCAUUCCUAUCUAGAUCUCAGGGCGCUAACGCCACCGACUCGUUUAUUCAAUCGGAACGUCAAAAUUUAUCAAAAACUCAAUCCGGAUACAACUCUAAUGUAAGUCAAGACUCGUCUACCAGCAACGUGAAUGUUCGCGAGAAUGAACGCUAUGUCAACGUGCCAUCUGGAUCCAACACCGUAAAUACCACUAAAUCGGGUCCUAAUAAUUUAUAUGGAGGAGAUGGCACCAUUGAUAGAAAUACCAACACAAAAGAAUAUACCAACACUUCACAUUCCAGUCAAUCAAAAAGUAGUAAUGUUACUAAGUCAUCUUCUUCGUCAUACGUUGUCGAAAUCGUUGAUGGAAAGGAACGAAUUGUUGAUAGCUCUAAGAGAGAAUGGGGUGACGCAAAAGAACAUGCUACAAAUGAACAAUAUGCUAGUAUCAGUGGAACAGACAUAAAACCUGAGUCUGUUUACAGUUCUCAAAAUUACGAUAUGAAAUCAAAAUACGACACAGGAAAAGAUGGAGCCCGUCCCAUUAAUGAAAUGACAAUAAGAGAAGACUCUAAAUUAGUUAAAGACGGAAAACAAGUAACUAGUCACGAAAGCAGCAUAUCUCAAAAAGGUGAUUCGAUACAACAAAAUUAUUUAUCAACACAAGAACAGAUUGAUUCUAGAGAUCAUUUACAGAGUAAUGUUUCGGAUAAUAUGCGCACAAUACAAUCAAAUAAUCAAAAUAUACAUUCUAAUACGACUACACAAAACGACAACAUACAAUCUUCGUCAACAUACCGAAAUGUAGAUCAGAGAGAUGUUAGAGAAAACAUAACAUCUCGUCAUGAGACUACAAAUAAUCAAAUUACUACAAAGCGUGAUAUGAAUAAAACAGAUUCGUCAAACUUUUAUGGUUACGACGCUACUAUCCAAGACCAGCUUAGGAAGGUAGGAGAUAUCCUGCAAGUCCCAAAAACAGAACACAUAAACUAUUCUACAAAAAUAUUGAAAAGCAAUACUAGCAGUGCACAACAAGCAUCUUCAUCAUCUUAUGUAUUUGAAGUGGUGGACGGACAACAAAGAGUGGUUGAUAGCGCGCACAGAGAAUGGGGUGACAGUAAGGAUCACUCGACGUAUGAAAAAAGUCAUAAUAUAAGCGGAACCGGGAUAAAACCCGAACACGAAUAUUCAAGGCAUGUUUUAGAUAAAGAGUCGUAUUAUGAUACUGGUAAAGAUGGUAUUCCUAAAAGUGCUACACAAAUAGCUGAAGAGUCAGCGGUAUACAAAAAUGGUAUUGAAAUAGCCUCCAAGAAAAAUGUUUAUUCCAGUGAUUUAACUAAAAAGCCUGCCAUUACUGAACAUCCAACUGAUACAGGAGAUGUACAAAUGAGAUCGCUGGUUAAUCAACCAAACACUGAUUACAGCAAUAUUCGUAAAGACCAAUCAAGAGAUGUUACGUCACACACUCAAGAUUCUAAUGAUAUAAGAAAGACAACUGAGCUUAUUACAAGUGAAAGGAAGAAUGUUUCAGAAGAAACCACAUCAAAGAGUACCAGCGAAACAAAAGAUACUCUAACUACAUAUGAAAGGAGUACGGGCACUUGGAAUGGAAAAUUUACAUAUGAAAAUGAUGAUGACAGACCAAAACGUCCGAAACAAGUGUCACCAUUCGGUAGACCAGAACAGCCUCGUCACCAUUUAAAACGUCAAGACACUGAAGAGAAUAUAAUAUUGUCAUCAAGAGACAUUAAAGAUUUUACGUCCAUCAGCGAUUUGCGCAAGAUUAUAGAAACCUCACAGACAAAUAAAGACGUUACUGUGAGUAACAAGAAUAUUGUAAUAAGAAGAAACAUCGACGACAGAGUUUUGAAAGAAAUUAUUGACACCGUAAAAAAAUACCCCUUCAAACGAAUUGAUAAGGUGACUUUCGGAACAAGGGUAAAAGAGGAUGUCAAAGAUCUUUAUGAAGGCAUCGAUACUGAAGAUACAACCGUUUUGACUACAACAACAGGAGAGAAAGUUAAGAAAUCAUUUGAAGUCGAUAAAACUCGAAGUCAAAUCGAAGUAACGCGUUACAUAACGGAGAAUGGAAUCACGAGAAAAGAAACUACAUAUGAAGACGCGAAAGACGACGAAAAAAUCAAAACGAACGUUUUCGUCGACAACAGCUCGUUAGACAUCAGAAACUUGAAGGAUGUCCACACAACGAAUAUACAGGAAUACGACGUGGUAGACCAUGCCAUUACUGAUACCACAAGAGAAGAUAUCGUCAGCACUGUUUACGAUGAGACCAUUAUCGAUAAUAGGAAAACAGUGCGUGAUGAUAAAACAACGAUCCACGAGACGGUCCACAGAGAUGAAACAAGACCGAGACCCGGUGGUCCUAGGAAGCCGGAGAAGACUUGCAAGGAGCAGUGCAUCUGUGAAAUAUGCACCUGUGGGCGUCACCGUUGCCCACACAACGAUGUCCCGGAGCCAUUGUUCGAUGUGGAGCACACCACGAGCGUGGUCUCCGCGUACAAACAAGAUUACGACGAAAAGCACGUUAGCAGAACCACAGCCGUUCACCACGAAGACCAUUUAUAUCUGGAAGGCGAUUUCGAAGAACCGGAACGUCCAAAAUGGCAACCGACUGAAAGACGCCAACCUACUAAGCCGGAAGAUAACCUCAAACCUGAAGGUGAUUUUGAAAAGAGGCAACCGGAAGAAUGGCGACCUGGUGACAGAGCACCAACACGGCGCCCUGAGGACAACCUGCGACCCGAAGGGGAAUUUUCCACUCCUCAAAAAGAACAGUGGCGGCCGGCAGAACGUCAACAGGCUAAAAAGCCUGCAGAUAAUCUGAGACCUGAAGGCGAUUUCGAAAAACGUAAACCUGAUGAAUGGCGUCCAGGUGAUCGCGCUCCAGUGAAACGGCCCGAAGACAAUUUGAAACCAGAGGGUGAGUUUGAAAAAAGAAAACCUGAAGAAUGGCGACCGGGAGACAGGGCACCUGUUCGUAAACCGGAAGACAAUUUGAAGCCAGAAGGAGAUUUUGAGGAUAGAAGGCCUGAAAAAUGGCAGCCUGGGGACAGAGCACCAAUAAAACGCCCCGAAGACAACUUGAAACCAGAAGGCGAUUUUGAGAAAAGGCGCCCAGAAGAAUGGCGGCCCGGUGAUAGAGCACCAAUACGGCGCCCCGAGGACAACCUGAGGCCCGAAGGGGAAUUCACAACCCCGGAAAAAGAACAGUGGAAGCCGGCAGAACGUCAACGUCCUAAAAAGCCCGAAGAUAAUCUAAAACCUGAAGGCGAUUUCGAAAAACGUAAACCUGAUGAAUGGCGUCCAGGUGAUCGCGCUCCAGUAAAAAGGCCUGAAGACAAUUUAAAACCAGAAGAUAAGGCGCCCAGAAGAAGGCGGCCCGGUGAUAGAGCACCAAUACGGCGCCCCGAGGACAACUUGGAGGCCCCGAAAAGGAAGCUGGGGAAAUUUCACACCCCAAAAAAGGAAGCUUGGCGACCAGCUGAACGCCAGAAACCCAAAAAACCUGAAGAUAACUUGUAUCCAGAAGGCGAAUUUGAAAAACGUAGACCGGAAGAUUGGCGGCCUGGUGAAAGGGCGCCAGUCAAACGACCAGAAGAUAAUUUAAGACCAGAAGGAGACUUUGAGGAUAGAAGACCAGAAAAAUGGCAACCGGGUGAUAGAGCUCCAAUAAAGCGCCCUGAAGAUAACUUAAAACCAGAAGGUGAAUUUGAAAAAAGACGCCCAGAAGAAUGGCGGCCGGCUGACCGCCAAAAGCCAAAACGCCCUGAAGAUAAUUUAUUCCCUGAAGGAGAAUUUGAAGAUAGACGGCCUGAAACAUGGAAACCAGGAAACAGAGCACCGGUAAAGCGUCCUGAAGAUAAUUUGAGACCUGAGGGUGAAUUCGAAAAAAGGCGUCCUGAGAAAUGGAGCCCCGGUGAUAGAGCUCCAAUUCGACGACCUGAAGAUAAUCUCAAACCAGAGGGUGAAUUCACAACUCCUGAAAAAGAACCUUGGCGACCAGCUGAGCGUCAAAAACCUAAAAAACCUGAGGACAAUUUGUACCCUGAAGGAGAAUUUGAAAAACGUAGACCGGAAGAUUGGCGUCCUGGUGAAAGGGCGCCAGUCAAACGACCAGAAGAUAAUUUAAGACCAGAAGGAGACUUUGAGGAUAGAAGACCAGAAAAAUGGCAACCGGGUGAUAGAGCUCCAAUAAAGCGCCCUGAAGAUAACUUAAAACCAGAAGGUGAAUUUGAAAAAAGACGCCCAGAAGAAUGGCGGCCGGCUGACCGCCAAAAGCCAAAACGCCCUGAAGAUAAUUUAUUCCCUGAAGGAGAAUUUGAAGAUAGACGGCCUGAAACAUGGAAACCAGGAGACAGAGCACCGGUAAAGCGUCCUGAAGAUAAUUUGAGACCUGAGGGUGAAUUCGAAAAAAGGCGUCCUGAGAAAUGGAGCCCCGGUGAUAGAGCUCCAAUUCGACGACCUGAAGAUAAUCUCAAACCAGAGGGUGAAUUCACAACUCCUGAAAAAGAACCUUGGCGACCAGCUGAACGUCAAAAACCUAAAAAACCAGAAGACAAUUUGCAUCCUGAAGGAGAAUUCGAAAGGCAUACACCUGAAGAAUGGCGUCCGGGCGAUAGAGCUCCCACUCGCCGACCUGAAGAUAAUCUUAAACCGGAAGGUGAAUUUACUACUCCUGAGAAACAACCAUGGCGUCCCGCUGAACGUCAAAGGCCUAAGAAACCUGAAGACAAUUUGUUCCCUGAAGGUGACUUCGAAGACAGAAAACCAGAAGAAUGGAAACCAGGUGACAGAGCACCCGUCAAGCGGCCUGAAGAUAAUUUAAAACCUGAGGGUGAAUUCACAACUCCAGAAAAACAACAAUGGCGUCCAGCCGAUCGCGUAGUGCCCAAGAAACCCGAGGAUAAUUUAAAACCUGAGGGUGAUUUUGAAAAACGUAAACCUGAAGAUUGGCAACCUGGAGAUAGAGCGCCAACACGCAAACCACAAGAUAAUCUGAAACCUGAGGGUGAAUUCACUACGCCAGAAAAAGAAAAAUGGCGACCUGCUGAACGUCAAAAGCCUAAGAAGCCACAAGACAAUUUGAAACCGGAAGGUGAUUUCGAAGAUAGAAAGAUUGAAGAAUGGAGUCCAGGUGAAAGAGCUCCUGUACGCCGACCUAAAGAUAAUCUAAAACCGGAAGGUGAAUUUACAACACCAGAAAAAGAAAAAUGGCAACCAGCAGAGAGGCCAAUCCAAAAAAGACCAGUAGACAAUCUAAAACCCGAAGGUGAUUUUACUACCAUGAGAUCCAUAACAGAAGAUUAUAAAGUAGUAAUCGGGGAAAGGGCUGAAAUCAUCAAACGUACGGACAAUAUCAUCACUGAAGGUGAAUUCACAGAUACUACUACUUCGCGAAGUGAAUACACAAUAAAGCCAGUUGAAAGACCUAAACCUGUACGUAGGAACACUUGGACUAAACUAGAAGGUGAUAUGACAACAGAAACAACAUCGCAGUCAGAGUUUGUUGACUUUACGGAUACAGUUGAGAGAACAACAUUAGUUACAAAGAAAGUUGAUAAUUUAAUUUACGACGGUGAUAUAGAAUUUGUGACAUCGAAUCAAACGGAUUACACCGAAAAGAACACAGUUGUAGACCGUCCUCGCAGACGGCGCACAUGGACUAAAGAAGAUAUUGAAAAAUUCUAUUCAACAGAGAAUUCGGAGACUAUUACUACUACCCAAGAAGAAUAUAAAAUGUAUAGUCAAACAUUAGAAGAGAGACCACAAGGUAAAAAACCCAAAGAUAAUCUCGCACCGGAAGGGGAAUUCACAACACCAUUAAAGGAAGAUUGGCAGCCCGCGGAACGUGUAAAGCCUAAGAAGCCUGUUGAUAAUUUGUACCCAGAAGGUGAUUUCACUACACCAGAAAAAGAACAUUGGUUUCCGGCUGAGCGCCCUACUCAAAAGAAGCCUAAGGAUAAUUUAAAACCUGAAGGCGAUUUUGAGAAACCACAUCACGAGAAAUGGCAGCCAGCUGAAAGGCCUGUACAAAUAAAACCAAAGGAUAAUCUGAAGCCGGAGGGUGACUUCGAACAACCAAAACCAGAGCAAUGGAGACCUGCAGAAAGACAGACACUUAAGAAACCUAAGGAUAACUUAAAGCCCGAAGGCAAUUUCGAACAACCAAUUCACGAGCAAUGGCGACCCGCUGACAGACCUGUUCAGAGAAAGCCAAAGGAUAAUCUAAAGCCAGAGGGUGAUUUCGAACAACCAAAAACAGAGGAAUGGAGACCCGCGGAAAGACAGACUCCCAAGAAACCUAAGGAUAACUUGAUGCCCGAAGGUGAUUUUGAACAACCUAAACAAACAGAGUGGCGCCCAGCUGAACGAGUCACUCCAACGAAACCAAGAGAUAAUCUAAGGCCAGAGGGUGACUUUGAACAACCAAAAACAGAGGAAUGGAGACCCGCGGAAAGGCAGACUCCCAAGAAACCUAAGGAUAACUUGAUGCCCGAAGGUGAUUUUGAACAACCUAAACAAACAGAGUGGCGCCCAGCUGAACGAGUCACUCCAACGAAACCAAGAGAUAAUCUAAGGCCAGAGGGUGACUUUGAACAACCAAAAACAGAGCAAUGGAGACCCGCGGAAAGACAGACUCCUAAAAAACCUAAAGAUAACCUAAAACCGGAAGGUGAUUUCGAACAACCAAUUCAAGAAGAAUGGCGACCCGCUGAAAGACCUGUUCAGAGAAAGCCGAAGGAUAAUCUGAAGCCAGAGGGUGACUUUGAACAACCAAAACCAGAGGAAUGGAGACCCGCGGAAAGACAGACUCCCAAGAAACCUAAGGAUAACUUAAAACCCGAAGGUGAUUUCGAACAACCAAUUCAAGAAGAAUGGCGACCCGCUGACAGACCUGUUCAGAGAAAGCCAAAGGAUAAUCUAAAGCCAGAGGGUGAUUUCGAACAACCAAAAACAGAGGAAUGGAGACCCGCGGAAAGACAGACUCCCAAGAAACCUAAGGAUAACUUGAUGCCCGAAGGAGAUUUUGAACAACCUAAACAAACAGAGUGGCGCCCAGCUGAACGAGUCACUCCAACGAAACCAAAAGAUAAUCUAAGGCCAGAGGGUGACUUUGAACAACCAAAGCCAGAGCAAUGGAGACCCGCGGAAAGGCAGACUCCUAAGAAACCAAAGGAUAACUUAAAACCCGAAGGUGAUUUCGAACAACCAAUUCAAGAGCAAUGGCGACCCGCUGAAAGACCUGUUCAGAGAAAGCCACAGGAUAAUCUAAAGCCAGAGGGUGAUUUCGAACAACCAAAAACAGAGGAAUGGAGACCCGCGGAAAGACAGACUCCCAAAAAACCUAAGGAUAACUUAAAACCCGAAGGUGAUUUCGAACAACCGAUCCAAGAAGAAUGGCGACCCGCUGAAAGACCAGUUCAAAGAAGACCGAAAGAUAAUCUGAAACCAGAGGGUGACUUUGAACAAGCAAAACCUGAGCAAUGGAGACCCGCGGAAAGACAGACUCCCAAGAAACCUAAGGAUAACUUAAUGCCCGAAGGUGAUUUUGAACAACCGAAACAAACAGAGUGGCGACCAGCUGAACGAGUUACUCCAACGAAACCAAAAGAUAAUCUAAGGCCAGAGGGUGAGUUUGAGCAACCAAAGCCAGAUAAAUGGCGACCCGCGGAAAGGCAGACUCCUAAGAAACCAAAGGAUAAUUUAAAACCCGAAGGUGAUUUUGAGCAACCAAAACAUACAGAGUGGCGCCCAGCUGAACGACCGACUAUUACAAAACCAAGGGAUAAUCUUAAACCUGAGGGGGAGUUCGAAAAACCAAAAGAAGAAUCAUGGAAACCUGCUGAGCGACAAACGCCUAAAAAACCGCAUGAUAAUCUCAAGCCUGAAGGUCGUUUUGAGACGCCUAAAAAGGAACAUUGGAGACCAGCUGAAAAACCCGAAAUUAUAAAACCCAAAGAUAAUUUAAAGACGGAAGGUGAGUUCGAGAAACCAAAACAAGAAGAGUGGAGACCUGCUGAAAGGCAGACUCCUAAGAAACCUCAAGAUAAUUUAAAACCAGAAGGAGAGUUCGAAAAACCAAAAACGGAUAAAUGGCAGCCUGCUGAAAGACCUACACCUAAAAAACCUUUAGAUAAUCUUAAGACUGAAGGCAAUUUUGAACGUCCUGAGAAAUCUAAACCGGCACCUGUUGGUGAGCGGCCCGUUCAAAAGAAACCUAAAGAUAACCUAAAACCAGAAGGUGAUAUGGUAGUCGUUCGGCGAACUGACUACACAGGAACACGUGGAGAUCGAGUAGAUGUUGUCAAACAUGAAGAUCACCUAAAAAUGGAAGGUGUAAUGGAUAUUCGAAGAACAAGAGAUGAUUAUAAACGAAUUGAUAAAACAGAGAAAGUAAUUAUCCAAAAACAUGAAGAUAAUUUACGCACGGAAGGCGAAUUUAUUGACUUACAUAUUCGAAAUGAUUAUAGUGCAACAAAAGGCGAAAGAGCACCUGUGGUGAAACCACAAGAUAAUUUAAAACCAGACGGAAAAUUCUAUAAGCCAGAUGUAGUACCUUCUCAGCCAGCAGAAAGGAGAAAACCAUUUAAACAGGUAGAUAAUCUCAGAAUAGAAGAUAUAGAUUUUCGGCAAAACGUAGACAGAGUUGAUAUUAUACGACGAGAAGAUAAUUUAAAAAUUGAAGGUGAAUUCAUUGACAUGAAACAGAAAAAUGACUACAAAGUAGUAAAAGGUGAACGAUCAGCAAUUGUUAAACAUGAGGAUAAUCUAAAAAUGGAGGGUACUAUGGAAAACAUUCGUUCUUCAGAUACAUAUCGCCUGGUUAAAGGACAAAGAGUGAAACUGACACGUCGUGAAGAUAAUUUAAAAAUUGAAGGAGUUUUUGAAGAUCUUUCUCGCAAAAAUGACUUCAAUCUUAUCAAAACGGAAAAAAGCGCCAUUAUGGGUCCUGAACCACAUCGUGACGAACCAAGAAAACUAACUAAAAUAGAUACAAUCCAUGAUCAUACCGACGUAUCCAAUAAAUCGUCAAAUAUUACAUCCCAAACGCACGUUACUUCUAUCAAAAACUUUGAUAGUGAUAGUAAAAACUAUCACACUCAACAAACUACAAUUGUCACCCCUAGUGGACGUUCAGUGCAGCCUCAAGAUAAGACUAGCCCUCAAUCAAGUCCCAGUAGCCAUCAAACUCAUAACGCACCACUAAAAGAUGACAAUGGAUCGACAAAGCCAUCUAGGCCAAAAUGGACCAAACCUACAGCUAACAUAACACCUAGAGAAGAUAUUGAUGAUCAAAGGUGGCAGCCGAAUGAUUUUUCAACACCAAUCAGUCCUAAAGAUCGCGUACAGUAUAUUGAUAAAAGACAAACAUCGCCUAGGGAGACAGAUCGAGCAAGUCCCAUUAGACAACGAGAUCAUGUGUCUUCGGAUAGAACUUAUGUCGAUAAACGACACACGAGUGAUGUGUCAAGACAUGAAUCAUCGCACACAGUGAAUAAGGUAACUUCAAAAACGUCACAAAAUAUAAUCAAUAAUACUGAUAGACGUCAAAUGAAUUCAGAUGAUAUAGAAGUUAAUAGAACUUAUCACAUUCAGGAAGAUAUAAAUCGCGACCGUCAUCAUCAACAAAGACACCAGCAGCAUCACGACCAACAUAAUAUGCAAUUGUCUUCUAAAAAUGAUCAUACAGAUUCUCGUGUCACGAAAACUGUUCAUCGUACCGGAGACAUGAGCUCGAAUGUUACCCAAACUGUUAACAUUAAUGAUAGGCAAAGUAGUGUUGGUCGCACUACAUCAACGAGCUCUAUUGAUCGAAGUAACUUAGAUCGUACGACAAACGUUGUAUCGAAACACCAUGACAAAAACACAACAAAUAAAAUCGAUUCCAGAAACAUUAAAAGUACAACUUCCAGUACUUCAAUGUCGUCAAAAACAAUGAAACAAGUGACCGAAAAGAAAUUAAUUGGAGGCAAAUGGGUUAAUGUUACAAAAAUGAUAGAGGUUAAUAAUACUACAAGUGAUUCUGCAAGGCCGCAUCACCAAGUGGCAACAGACCAAUAUAACAAAACUGGAAAUACAAAUAUUGUUCAGAACAAUAAGAGUACAUCAACAAAUGUGAAUAAUUCCUCAAGUGAAAUUCAAAGAUCUCAGAAACAUCAGCAUAAUAUUACCAAUCGAAACCAGAGUGAUGUGUUAAAUACAACAUACGUUGUAAAGGGUUCGCAAGGCGAAACCGGCAAUGUCAGCAUUCAAAAAGAAAGUGGAAUUUUACAUGAUAGUAAGAAAGAAAACGUACAUUCUUCUAAACAUGUGUCUAAUGUGCAGAACUAUGAAACUACUCAUGUAACAAACAGCACUACCAGUAAUACCAACAAUUCUCAGCGUAUUUCAGGACAUAAUAUCAAUGGAGAUCAAAUUCAAAGAGGACAAAAUACUGUCAACAGUUCUACUAUAACUAGGAAUACUAAUGAUAACUUCCAUCACGGGCAUCAACACAACUAUCAAACUACGAACAUGCAUAGUUCGGACGUUUCAAACACUUCCAGAGAGAGACGUGAACAGAACGUAAGCCACAGUAAUAUUUCUCAUAACUCCGUAAACAGGAGUCACUUAAGCGACAACGUAACUAAAACAAGUGUGGAGUUCCAAAGAGCAAUGCACGGUGGUGAUAAUUCAUCUUCACAUCAAGAUAAUGCAAAUCGGAGCGGAUAUCAUAAACGUACAUCGGACUUCAUAUCCGAUGCCAAUACAAGUAACUCAGUCUUGCAUCGCAAAGGCAUCUCUUCCAACACAGAAGCCUAUCAUAGUACGAGUUCCACAGCGGCUGCCCAACGGAAAAGUAUCAGUAACCUGUCAGAACGUGGAGAUUAUAUAAGUAACUCUAAUCAAAGCACUGACAGAAAGAGUAUCAGCUCUAUGCAUCGAUCGGGAAAGGAUAACACGUCUAUCAACACACAGCAUUCCGAAACAAUUGAUUCGCGUCGUCAGCAACGUAGGGACGGACAAUCCACGAUGGUGACUGAGAGACAACCUCGGGUUAUCGUACACGACAACCUUCGCGUUGGUGGUGAAUUCUAUGGUCAAUCAGAAUCUAGGUACGGUAGCUUCUCAAAGUCAGAAGCCCAGAAAGUUGAGCGUAGCGAACGAGUGGAAAGAGUCGAACGCCAUGCACGUCACGGAAAUACAUCACAUUUCGUUCUAGGCGAUGGUGGUGGAACGAGCUACAAACAAGAGUUUAGAGCCCACGUUCAUGGGACGUGUCCCGCCACACUCUUGGAUUCUUCCAGGACCCCAUACAAACAUUCCCGUGACUCGCGCGAGCAUAAAUUCUAUACAGAGAAAAUAACAGAACGGACGUCCUAA